AAUUUGUGAUUUUUGCUUCCUUAAUCACUAUAGACUCCAUUUGCUAUUUAGUACUGUAUUUAAGUUUUAGGAUAAUUCUGUAUAAUGGUGUUUAGGAAGUGUUUCGUUGGUUACAUUGAGAAAAAAAAAAUCUAUUAUUUUUGUUUGACUUAAAUUAUUUAUUUAUUAAUUUUUUUUAGGUAAUUAAUAAUUGUGUGAAAAUGAAUCUUGGUGGCCAAGUUUAGAGUAUCUUAAUGCCCAAGUUUUAUUCCUAUUCUUAAGUAUUUAUAUAUGUGUGUGUUGUGUGUGUGAGAUGAAGAGUGAGUUGUGAAAAGAGAAGUGAGUGUGAGUUUGUAGUGCGGCGAGAGUGAGGAAGAAGCAAAGGGCCUAUUGGAUUUUCGGUGGAAAGAUUGAGAUAGUAUUUGCAACAAAGACAUAACAACCACUUUCUACUAUGGCAACUGAUGAUGGAGCAGAAAGAGUUGGAAAUGUGAAGAGACAGUUGGCCAAACUGUUUAAAACAUCGCUUAGAGUGAUUGUUCAAGAUGAGGAGUUAGAUGUAGAGCCGUUGAUCGCUCCUUGCACAGGAAAAAUUGGUGGCGAUUAUCAGUGUAAUAACACCAUGAGCCUGUGGUCAAAAAUAAAAAACAAAGGGACUGACUUUAAGGAUCCUUCAUCUGUUGGACAGGCCAUCAUCAAUAAUCUUCCACCCUCAGAAAUUGUGGAAUCAUGCUCUAUAGCUGAAAUAGGCUCUAAACAACCUAAAAGAGUAUUUGUGAAUGUUGUAUUAUCAAAGAGUUGGAUAGCUAAGACCAUACAAAACAUGUUGCUGGAUGGUAUUGAAACUUGGGCACCGAAGCUUUCAGUGAAAAAAGCUGUGCUCGAUUUUUCAUCUCCGAAUAUAGCCAAAGAAAUGCAUGUUGGCCACUUAAGGUCUACCAUUAUUGGAGACGCCCUAGCCCGUUUGCUCGAGUUCUCCAAUGUCAAUGUCCUAAGACGGAACCAUGUUGGUGAUUGGGGAACACAGUUUGGUAUGUUGAUUGAAUUCCUCUUUGAGAACUAUCCAAAUCUGGAAGAUGUUAGUGAAACUGCUAUUGGAGACUUGCAGGCUUUCUAUAAGGCUUCCAAACAGAAAUUUGAUGAUGAUGCUGAUUUCAAAGUGAAGGCACAACAAGCUGUUGUAAAGCUUCAGGGUGGUGAAUCUGAGUAUCGACAAGCAUGGUCCAAAAUAUGUGACAUAAGCCGGAGAGAGUUUGAUAAAGUCUACCAACGUCUUGGAGUGAACUUAGAAGAAAAGGGAGAAAGUUUUUACAAUCCAUAUAUUCCAAGAGUUAUAAAGGAAUUGAGCAAACUAGGAUUAGUUGAGGAAAGUGACGGUGCUCGUGUGAUCUUUAUUAAAGGGGUUAAGAUUCCCCUCAUUGUGGUGAAGAGUGAUGGUGGUUUCAACUAUGCUUCAACUGAUCUCGCAGCUCUUUGGUAUCGACUCAAUGAAGAGGAAGCAGAGUGGGUAAUAUAUGUCACUGAUGUUGGUCAGCAGCAGCACUUUGAUAUGUUAUUCAAGGCUGCCAAACGUGCAGGUUGGCUUGCUGCUGAUGAUAGCAAAUAUCCGAAAACCAGUCAUGUUGGUUUCGGUUUGGUACUUGGACAAGAUGGGAAAAGAUUCAGAACUCGGAGCUCAGAGGUUGUUCGGUUAGUUGAUUUGCUCGAUGAAGCCAAGAGCCGCAGUAAAACAGCUCUUAUCGAGCGUGGCAAGGCCAAAGAGUGGAGUGAAGAGGAGCUUGAAAAAACAGCUGAGGCAGUUGGUUAUGGUGCAGUCAAGUAUGCUGAUCUGAAGAAUAACAGGCUAACCAAUUAUACAUUUGAUUUUGAUCAGAUGUUAAGUGAUAAGGGAAAUACGGCUGUCUACUUGCUCUAUGCUUAUGCUAGGAUAUGUUCAAUCAUUAGUAAAUCUAACAAAGACAUAGAAGAGUUGAAGAGAAGUGGGGUGAUUGUUUUGGAUCAUGCCGGUGAGCGCGAAUUAGGCCUUCAUUUGCUACAAUUUUCCGAGGCUGUUGAAGAAGCAGUCACCAAUCUGUUGCCAAAUGUUGUGUGUGAAUAUCUUUACAACUUGUCAGAAAUCUUCACAAAGAAAUUUUAUACCAAUUGUCAGGUGGUUGGAUCUGCAGAAGAAACUAGCAGACUCUUGCUUUGUAAAGCAACAGCGAUAGUGAUGAAGAAAUGCUUCUAUUUGCUUGGAAUUGAGCCUCUUAACAAGAUUUAAUAUAUAUGUUUGUAUUCAACAUUUUUGACAAUUUGUAGACUACUUUUUUCUAGUAAAUGCUUAUUAUGAGGCUAGAGCAUUUUUUUUCCAUAAA
Cannabis sativa is the source of this 2333-nucleotide messenger RNA. RefSeq names its product arginine--tRNA ligase, cytoplasmic. Gene Ontology annotation, cellular component: cytoplasm. Gene Ontology annotation, biological process: arginyl-tRNA aminoacylation. Bases 434 to 2239 code for a protein of 601 amino acids. The record is from RefSeq and is a predicted model, not a curated record. Gene Ontology annotation, molecular function: ATP binding; arginine-tRNA ligase activity. NCBI's taxonomy places the organism in Eukaryota, Viridiplantae, Streptophyta, Magnoliopsida, Rosales, Cannabaceae. The transcript is spliced from 17 exons.